Jaculus jaculus (lesser Egyptian jerboa) is the source of this 2363-nucleotide messenger RNA. It is a transcript of the gene Nptn, whose product is annotated as neuroplastin. The record is from RefSeq and is a predicted model, not a curated record. The coding region runs from base 76 to 1266 and encodes 396 amino acids. Lineage: Eukaryota; Metazoa; Chordata; Mammalia; Rodentia; Dipodidae. The transcript is spliced from 9 exons.
CCCCCCCUGGCCCCGGCCCCGGCCCCGGCUCCGGCUCCGGUCCCAUUCGCCUGUUCAGUCUUCUGGCUAGGGAGGAUGUCGGGCUCGUCGCUCCCCAGCGCCCUGGCCCUCUCGCUGUUGCUGGUCUCUGGCUCGCUCUUCCCGGGGCCAGGCGCCGCUCAGAACGCUGGGUUUGUCAAGUCGCCCAUGUCAGAAACUAAGCUCACGGGGGACGCCUUUGAGUUGUACUGUGACGUGGUCGGGAGCCCCACGCCAGAGAUCCAGUGGUGGUACGCAGAAGUCAACCGGGCAGAGUCUUUCAGACAGCUGUGGGACGGUGCUCGGAAGCGCCGUGUCACCGUAAACACCGCCUACGGGUCAAACGGCGUGAGUGUGCUGAGAAUAACCCGGCUCACCUUGGAGGACUCUGGGACUUACGAGUGCAGGGCCAGCAACGACCCCAAGAGGAAUGACUUGAGGCAAAACCCUUCCAUAACAUGGAUUCGAGCCCAGGCCACCAUAAGCGUCCUUCAGAAGCCGAGAAUUGUUACCAGUGAAGAGGUCAUUAUUCGCGACAGCCUCCCAGUCACCCUGCAGUGUAACCUCACCUCCAGCUCUCACACCCUUGCACACAGCUACUGGACAAAGAAUGGGGCAGAACUGGCCGCCACUCGUAAGAACGCCAGCAACACGGAGUACAGGAUCAACAAGCCGAGAGCUGAGGAUUCAGGCGAAUACCACUGUGUGUAUCAUUUUGUCAGUGCUCCUAAAGCAAAUGCCACCAUUGAAGUGAAAGCUGCUCCUGACAUCACUGGCCAUAAGCGGAGUGAGAACAAGAAUGAAGGGCAGGACGCCAUGUUGUACUGCAAGUCAGUUGGCUACCCCCACCCAGAAUGGAUAUGGCGCAAGAAGGAGAAUGGUAUGCUCACGGAAGUUGGCAAUGCCUCUGGCCGUGUCUUCAUCAUCAACAAGGAAAAUUACACCGAAUUGAAUAUUGUGAACCUCCAGAUCACAGAAGACCCUGGUGAAUAUGAAUGUAAUGCUACCAACUCUAUUGGCACUGCCUCCGUUUUCACCAUCCUCAGGGUACGGAGCCAUCUGGCCCCACUGUGGCCUUUCUUGGGAAUUCUGGCUGAAAUCAUCAUUCUUGUGGUGAUCAUUGUUGUGUAUGAGAAGAGGAAGAGACCAGAUGAGGUUCCUGACGAUGAUGAACCAGCUGGACCAAUGAAAACCAACUCUACCAAUAAUCACAAAGAUAAAAACUUGCGCCAGAGAAACACAAAUUAAUUACUGCUUAUAAUCUCUUUAGGUUCCUAAAACCGGUGGCAACAUGACCUGCUAAAUUUUCUGCUUGGACCUCUUUGGUCUCCCCUUUCAAGUGAGCAACACCACAAUGACCGUCUAAAGCAUGCCUUAUUUAGCCUCUCCUGUCAGGGUGACCUAGCCAGGUACAUUUUAAACAAUGCUUCAGUGUAGAAGGUGUGAACUAUUUUGGGCUUGAUGUGCUGUGAAUGUUGCUUUUCCCCCCUUUGUUAAAAUAUUUAAAUAGAAGUGAAAGGUCCUCUGAGGAUCGAAUCAUGCAUGCGCCAUUUUUUACUUAUGCAGCUGUGAAAUUGGCAAAGCUCUAAAAAUGCACUGCUGCCAUCUAGUGAGACAUUUUUGUAAAGUACAGCAAAACCUACAGAUAUAUACAAUAUAUAAAUAUAUAUAUAUAUAUUUAUAUUUUUGGGGGUGGGAUAAAUCCAAAACAAAUGCUUGUUUCAUUUUGAAGCUGCUGAUACUCGUUCCUUACUAUAUGUUGUCGGAUGAGGAAGCCGCAGUGCUGGUACAUAAAGAUGAGUAAUAUAAACUGAAGUCUGUCAUUUUUAAGGGCUUAACCUACAACUUAAGAAGCUGGAACAGUCCACUGAAUAGAUAUAAUGAAUUGCAGUAUGUGUAUAUAUAUAUGUGUGUGUGUGUGUGUGUACAUAUAUAUAUAUAUAUAUAUAUGUACACACACACACACACACAUACAUGACUGCUUUUAAAGUGACUAUUUUUUCUUUGUUAAAUCAUGUAAAUUCCUAAAUCUUUUGCACUGAUGUGUUGAACAUUCAAUCUUGUACAUUCAAGGCAAACUUUUAUAAUUUACCUUUUGUUUUCAAUGACCUUGAAAUGUUAAUAGCAUGGUGAUACUCUAUGCAACUCUAGUUAUACCUUUGGGUUUGACAGUGUAUUUUUCACAUUGAUUUAAUGGUUGAUGAUAGAUUUUAUAACCUGACCAGAUUAUCAUGCAGUACCUAACUGUAGAUGCAUGUACUUGUGUUUUGUGUAAUUGUUGAAGUGCAAUGAUGUAUAAAAAAGUGGAUUCACCUGUUUUUAACAAUAAAACAUUAAUAAAAGGU